Messenger RNA from Acomys russatus (golden spiny mouse), 2292 nucleotides. It is a transcript of the gene Pld5, whose product is annotated as phospholipase D family member 5. Gene Ontology annotation, molecular function: catalytic activity. Lineage: Eukaryota; Metazoa; Chordata; Mammalia; Rodentia; Muridae. Bases 212 to 1822 code for a protein of 536 amino acids. The record is from RefSeq and is a predicted model, not a curated record. The transcript is spliced from 10 exons.
CCUCUCUCCCCAUCCCCGCUCCUGUGUGCCUCUAGCCAGCAGGCUGCGCACCCUCGGGUGGUCCACACCCCUGCUUUCCGAGGGCAAUAGGCACUCCGUGCUCCCCUCCUUCAGCUCCACCUCACCGCCCGCCUGGCCUCUCGCUCUCCGGCGGCGUCCUGCUCCCAUCCCAAGUGGGUUGCGCGUCGGGCGGCCGCCUGGUCAUGUCAGGAUGGAGAUCCGGCAGCACGAGUGGCUCUCGGCCUCCCCCCACGAGGGCUUUGAGCAGAUGAGGUUGAAAAGCCGCCCCAAGGAGCCCUCGCCCAGCCUGACCCGAGUGGGAGCGAACUUCUACAGCAGUGUCAAGCAGCAGGAUUACAGCGCCAGCGUCUGGCUCCGGAGGAAAGAUAAGCUGGAACAUUCACAGCAGAAGUGCAUCGUGAUUUUCGCUCUGGUCUGCUGCUUUGCCGUUCUCGUCGCACUGAUCUUUUCAGCUGUGGACAUCAUGGGAGAGGAUGAGGAUGGACUCUCAGAGAAAAAUUGUCAAAAUAAAUGUCGAAUCGCUCUUGUGGAAAACAUUCCUGAAGGCCUUAACUACUCUGAAGACGCCCCAUUUCACUUACCGCUUUUCCAAGGCUGGAUGAACUUACUCAACAUGGCCAAAAAGUCUGUUGACAUAGUGUCUUCCCAUUGGGACCUUAACCACACCCACCCAUCAGCCUGUCAGGGUCAACGUCUCUUUGAGAAAUUGCUCCAACUGACGUCACAAAAUAUCGAAAUCAAGCUGGUGAGCGAUGUGACUGCUGAUUCAAAGGUAUUAGAAGCCUUGAAGUUAAAGGGAGCAGAAGUGACAUACAUGAACAUGACUGCCUACAACAAGGGCCGGCUGCAGUCGUCCUUCUGGAUAGUGGACAAACAGCACGUGUACAUCGGCAGCGCCGGCUUGGACUGGCGCUCUCUCGGACAGAUGAAAGAACUCGGUGUCAUCUUCUACAACUGCAGCUGCCUGGUCCUAGAUUUACAAAGGAUAUUCGCUUUAUAUAGCUCAUUAAAAUUCAAGAGCAGAGUCCCUCAGACCUGGUCCAAGAGGCUCUAUGGCGUCUACGACAAUGAGAAGAAACUUCAGCUCCAAUUGAAUGAGACCAAGUCGCAAGCCUUUGUGUCGAAUUCUCCCAAACUCUUUUGCCCUAAGAAUAGAAGCUUUGACAUCGAUGCCAUCUACAGCGUGAUUGAUGAUGCCAAACAGUAUGUGUACAUUGCUGUUACCGACUACCUGCCUAUCUCCAGUACCAGCACAAAAAGGACAUACUGGCCAGAUUUGGAUGGGAAAAUAAGAGAAGCCUUAGUCUUACGAAGCGUUAAAGUCCGGCUGCUCAUAAGCUUCUGGAAAGAGACGGACCCCCUCACGUUUAACUUCAUCUCAUCUCUUAAAGCUAUUUGCACUGAGAUAGCCAACUGCAGCUUGAAAGUUAAAUUUUUUGAUCUGGAAAGAGAGAAUGCUUGUGCAACAAAAGAACAAAAGAACCAGACCUUUCCCAAAUUAAACCGCAACAAGUACAUGGUGACAGAUGGAGCAGCUUACAUUGGAAACUUCGAUUGGGUAGGAAAUGACUUUACCCAGAAUGCUGGCACGGGCCUUGUCAUCAACCAGGCAGAUGUGAGAGACAACAGGAGCAUCAUUAAGCAACUUAAAGACGUGUUUGAGAGAGACUGGUAUUCGCCUUAUGCCAAAUCCAUACAGCCAACCAAACAGCCGAACUGUUCAAGCCUAUCCAAACUCCAGCCUCCCUCCAACCAACCUGCCACUUACAAUGUCACCGGGAGGGAGCCACUGAGUGUGUAGCUCGCUGACACACAAGCAGGGCAUCAGACCUGACGCAGGAAAGACCAGAGGAAAGACAACAAUUUACUACAUUUUUUUUAAAAGGGGGGAAAUUUAAAAAAAAAAAGCACACUUAUUUAAAACGUUCUCUGGAUGACAUGUAAUAUGUAGCUAACAGCUAACACCAUCUUAGUACCAUAUGUUAAAUUUAAGACCUUUGUAUCCAUGAGCUCUGACAGAGAAUGUCAUUCUGCCGUAGAGGUUGGUUUUUAACAGCUGCAAACAGAUUUGAUGACUCGGUUCUUGUCUCCUGUUUCUUACUGAUUUUAGAACUGGCUUCACCCGCACUGGUUUUAGGAAGCCUAGCAUGAGUUGAGCCCUUUCCUUUAAUAUUGCUGAGUUCUGGAGUUAGAGGAAGGUGGAAAAAAACACACAAACAGAACCAAGCAUCUGCCCUGAUAAAUCGUCUCCAACACCUAUCCAGGUGGCCA